Molecule: messenger RNA, 753 nt
Organism: Micromonas commoda
Lineage: Eukaryota; Viridiplantae; Chlorophyta; Mamiellophyceae; Mamiellales; Mamiellaceae
Exons: 1
Biological process (GO): mRNA splicing, via spliceosome
Cellular component (GO): U2-type spliceosomal complex; post-mRNA release spliceosomal complex
Source: RefSeq, a predicted model, not a curated record
AUGUCGACCCUCGCCGCCACCAAAGCGGACGGCUUCUACUACCCACCCGACUGGACCCCCGAGGGCGGCAGCGCGAGCCUCGCCCGCAAGUUCAACAAGAAUGGCAGCCUCGGCAAGCGCGCGAACAAGCUCCACGAAGGGAAGCUCACCGUGCGCUUCGAGAUGCCCUACAACGUGGGGUGCCGGCGGUGCGGCCAGACCAUCGCGCGGGGCGUUCGGUUCAACGCGGAGAAGAGGGUCGUGGGCAAGUACCACAGCACGCCCAUCUACGCCUUCACCAUGCUCACCAGGUGCUGCGCCAACCAGCUCGAGAUCCACACCGACCCCAAGGACGCCGAGUACGUCAUCGUGAGCGGCGCAGACAGACGGAUCGGAGGCGCGGGCGCCGCCACCAGGUACAACGACCACGCCAAGGGUCUCGACGCCGAGGGUACCACGGAGAUCGAGCUGCAAUCCAGGGAGGAACGCGACGCCAUGAUGGCAGAUCCGAUGGGACGGCUGGAGCGAACAGUGGGAAUGGUCCGAGCCGCGGAGGACGGAGACGGCCCGUCGGCGUCCGGCCGCGCGCCUCCCACGUUCAUAGAGCUCAGGGACCAGUCAAAAAACAGGUGGAAGGACGACUACGAGGCCAACAGGACGCUGCGACGGGCGAUGAGGGGGCAGCGGAAGGAGAUAAAGGCGCUGCGGGAGGAGGGAAAGAGGCUCAACCUGGCCGAGCACAUAAAGCUGCUCCCGCGGUCGGAAGAGGACGCG